Symbiodinium natans is the source of this 618-nucleotide messenger RNA. The record is from the annotation of a GenBank genome assembly. NCBI's taxonomy places the organism in Eukaryota, Dinophyceae, Suessiales, Symbiodiniaceae.
AUGGCUGUUGCAAUGCGGCAGGAAGUUCGCAGAUCGCAGUUGCAGCCCAAUGCCACAGGCGAUCUCGAAGCCAUCUUCAAAGUCGCUGGCACGACUGUGACAGGCUUUACAAGAAAGACUUUCGAGCUUCUGGACAAGCAUCAAGCGGAAGUGCAUGUUGAGGAUGUCUGCGUUUCUGCGGUACCAGAAGAUGCCAGCACUCCGAUGUAUGGUUUCCGGCCCAUCUAUGGGAGCAUCCAGAGAGCCCAGAUGGUGCCCAACUUCCUGUUGCAGGGCCUUCUUCGAGCAGCGGGAUUGCAAGACCUCGAAGACUUGAAUGUUGUGGAGGUAAAGAUGAGGCCUACGUGCAUGGUACAUGGCCGCCUGGCAGGCAAGCCAGGUGAAUAUCUAAAAAACUGUCGCAUCUUAGUUGAGCCCUUUGCAGUUUGGUCAUGCACCGCUGCCGUCACGAUCAGUCAAGAAGGUGGGCCGCAUAAUGUCGGAACAUUUGAGAGCCCUGUGGCCAUGGUCAGCUUGAGCGCGACGGUGAACAUUGCGUGCAAGUUUCAAAGCAUGCAGACCACAGUCGUCUUUGAUUUCUAUGCCGAUGGGAGGAUCGAAACGCGUGACUUGAGUUGA